ACUAUUCUUCUGGUUCUUCGAGUCUCGUUCUGAUCCAGCCCAGGACCCGCUCGUCCUAUGGCUUAAUGGUGGCCCUGGCUGCAGCAGCAUGACAGGACUCUUCCACGAGAAUGGACCAUGCAAGGCUAAUGAUGAUGGAACGGAUACCGAGCCCAACCCGUAUUCUUGGAAUACGCGAGCCAAUCUCCUCUUCGUUGACCAGCCUGCAGGAGCAGGAUUCGCUGACGGACCACUCGUGACGAAUGGCUCCUUCGAGGCAGCUGACGACUU
Molecule: messenger RNA, 270 nt
Organism: Perkinsus marinus ATCC 50983
Lineage: Eukaryota; Perkinsozoa; Perkinsida; Perkinsidae
Exons: 2
Biological process (GO): proteolysis
Cellular component (GO): fungal-type vacuole
Molecular function (GO): serine-type carboxypeptidase activity
Source: RefSeq, a predicted model, not a curated record